AUGAAGAUAAUUAUAUAUUUUUGCAUUUGGGCAGCAGCAUGGGCUAUUCCAGUUCCUCAAAUCAAGCCACUGGAGAGACAUGCUGUUGACAAAUUUGCAAAUUUAAAUCUUCUAGAAAAAGCAAAAGUGCUAAUACAGGAUGAGUUAAAUGCCAAUGAUACCACCAAAGAAAGUGGUGUCCCCCAUGAAAAUGAAAGAGGAAGGCAACAAUAUACCAAAGAUGGUUACAAAGAAGAAAGAAAUGGCUCUGAGUGGGUAGAAGUAGGAAGGAAAAGUUCUUCUACACAUGCCAUGUUAGUAAAUGAUGAGGGGAAUAGUGAGGAUCAAAAUGGGGUCACAGGAAAACCAGAAACAUAUGGUUAUGAUGGGAUACACAGAAAAGAAGGUAGCAUCACAGCAAAUGGCAUCAGGGGACAAAUAAGCAUCAUUGACAAUGCAGGAAUAGCAAAUGGGAGCAAUAUUAAUAGAAAUACUGAUAAGAAUUUAAACAAUGGAGGCGAUGUUGGAGAUGCAAGUCAGAGUGAGAACGCCACUGUUGUCCAAGAAGUUGACCAUCAAAUAGCUGAAAGCAAUAACAGUACAGGCCAUGAGGAUGAAAUAAAUAGGAAUUCCUGUAGAAAUGAGGGUGAUAGAAGUGAAAUGACACCUCAGAGAGAAAGUGAGGGAAAUGGGAAUCAGGAGGCAGGAGUAACACCAGGGGGAAGUGGAGCUGGCAAUGGAGAAGAUGCUGGCCUGGAUAAUUCUGAUGGGAGUCCUAGUGGGAAUGGAGCAGAUGAGGAUGAAGAUAAGGGCUCUGGUGACGAUGAAGGUGAAGAAACAGGGGAUGGAAAAGAGGGCACUGAUAACAGCAAGGGCCAAGAGGGUCAGUCUCAUGGAAAAGAUGACAACGAUAAUAGCUUAGGUCAAAAUUCAAUUAGUAGUGAAGCUGAUGACCCUGAAGACAAAGAAGAUCCCCAUCACAUCGAUGGAGACAACACCUCCAAGAGUGAGGAGGAUUCUGAUGGUGUUUCCAAAGACAAAGGUAGCCCAAUAGUAGAGGCCAUACAAAAGCCCAAUUACAGAGAAAACAAAGCUGUGGAAAAGAAAAUCACUGAUGAAUCAGAGCCAGGUGCCACUGGGAAGAGCCAAAAUAAGGGAAUAGAAAUGGAAGGUCCCAGUAGUGGCAACAGAAACAAUAUUACCAAAGAAGCUGGGAAAGUCAGUGAAGAUAAAGGGAGUAAAAGACAACAAGGAAUGGUCAUGGGCAAAGGAAAUGUCAAGACACCAGGAGAGACUGACAACAUACAAGGACCUGGUCCAAAAUCAGAACCUGGAAAUAAGGUUGCACACAGCAAAACAGGUAGUGAUAGUAAUAGUGAUGGAUAUGACAGCUAUGAAUUUGAUGACAAAUCCAUGCAAGGAGAUGAUCCCAACAGCAGUGAUGACUCUAAUGGCAAUGAUGAUGCCGAUUCUGAAGGUGACAAUGACAGCAAUAGCCGAGGAGAUACUGGUUAUAACUCUGAUGAAUCAAAAGAUAAUGGCAAUGACAGUGACUCAAAUGGAGGAGGUGAUAAUGACAGUGAUAGCACAUCAGAUGCUAACGAUAGUGACAGUAAUGGCAAUGGUAACAACGGGAGUGAUGACAAUGGCAAAUCAGACAGCAGCAAAGAUAAAUCAGACAGUAGUGACAGCAGUGACAGCAGUGACAGUAGCAACAGUAGCGACAGCAGUGACAGCAGCGACAGCAGUGACAGCAGCGACAGUAGCGACAGCAGUGACAGUGACAGCAGCGACAGUAGUGACAGCAGUGAUAGCAGUGACAGCAGCGAUAGCAGUAACAGCAGUGAUAGCAGUGACAGCAAUGACAGUAGUGACAGCAGUGAUAGCAGUGACAGUAGUGAUAGCAGUGACAGCAAGUCAGACAGCAGUGAUAGCAGUGACAGUGACAGCAGUGACAGCAGUGACAGUAGUGACAGCAGUGAUAGCAACAGCAGUGAUAGCAGUGACAGUGACAGCAGUGACAGCAGUGACAGUAGUGACAGCAGUGAUAGCAGUGACAGUAGUGAUAGCAGUGACAGCAAGUCAGACAGCAGUGAUAGCAGUGACAGUGACAGCAGUGACAGCAGUGACAGUAGUGACAGCAGUGAUAGCAGUGACAGUAGUGAUAGCAGUGACAGCAAGUCAGACAGCAGUGAUAGCAGUGACAGUGACAGCAGUGACAGCAGUGACAGUAGUGACAGCAGUGAUAGCAGUGACAGUAGUGAUAGCAGUGACAGCAAGUCAGACAGCAGUGAUAGCAGUGACAGUGACAGCAGUGACAGCAGUGACAGUAGUGACAGCAGUGAUAGCAGUGACAGUAGUGAUAGCAGUGACAGCAAGUCAGACAGCAGUGAUAGCAGUGACAGUGACAGCAGUGACAGCAGUGACAGUAGUGACAGCAGUGAUAGCAGUGACAGUAGUGAUAGCAGUGACAGCAAGUCAGACAGCAGUGAUAGCAGUGACAGUGACAGCAAUGACAGCAGUGACAGUAGUGACAGCAGUGACAGUAGUGAUAGCAGUGACAGCAAGUCAGACAGCAGUGAUAGCAGUGACAGUAGUGACAGCAGUGAUAGCAGUGACAGUAGUGACAGUAGCGACAGCAGUGACAGUAGUGACAGCAGUGACAGUAGUGACAGUAGCGACAGCAAGUCAGACAGCAGUGAUAGCAGUGACAGUAGUGACAGCAGUGACAGUAGUGAUAGCAGUGACAGCAAGUCAGACAGCAGUGAUAGCAGUGACAGCAAGUCAGACAGCAGUGAUAGUGACAGUAGUGACAGCAGUGAUAGCAGUGACAGCAAGUCAGACAGUAGUGAUAGCAGUGACAGUAGUGACAGCAAGUCAGACAGUAGUGAUAGCAGUGACAGUAGUGACAGCAAGUCAGACAGUAGUGAUAGCAGUGACAGUAGUGACAGCAAGUCAGACAGUAGUGAUAGCAGUGACAGUAGUGACAGCAAGUCAGACAGUAGUGAUAGCAGUGACAGUAGUGACAGCAAGUCAGACAGUAGUGAUAGCAGUGACAGUAGUGACAGCAAGUCAGACAGUAGUGAUAGCAGUGACAGUAGUGACAGCAAGUCAGACAGUAGUGAUAGCAGUGACAGUAGUGACAGCAAGUCAGACAGUAGUGAUAGCAGUGACAGUAGUGACAGCAAGUCAGACAGUAGUGAUAGCAGUGACAGUAGUGACAGCAAGUCAGACAGUAGUGAUAGCAGUGACAGUAGUGACAGCAAGUCAGACAGUAGUGAUAGCAGUGACAGUAGUGACAGCAAGUCAGACAGUAGUGAUAGCAGUGACAGUAGUGACAGCAAGUCAGACAGUAGUGAUAGCAGUGACAGUAGUGACAGCAAGUCAGACAGUAGUGAUAGCAGUGACAGUAGUGACAGCAAGUCAGACAGUAGUGAUAGCAGUGACAGUAGUGACAGCAAGUCAGACAGUAGUGAUAGCAGUGACAGUAGUGACAGCAAGUCAGACAGUAGUGAUAGCAGUGACAGUAGUGACAGCAAGUCAGACAGUAGUGAUAGCAGUGACAGUAGUGACAGCAAGUCAGACAGUAGUGAUAGCAGUGACAGUAGUGACAGCAAGUCAGACAGUAGUGAUAGCAGUGACAGUAGUGACAGCAAGUCAGACAGUAGUGAUAGCAGUGACAGUAGUGACAGCAAGUCAGACAGUAGUGAUAGCAGUGACAGUAGUGACAGCAAUGACAGCAGCGACAGCAGCGACAGCAGCGACAGUAGCGACAGCAGUGACAGUAGCGACAGCAGCGACAGCAGUGACAGCAGCGACAGCAGCAGUAGCAGUGACAGUGACAGCAGCGACAGCAGUGACAGUAGUGACAGUAGCGACAGUGACAGCAGCGACAGCAAUGACAGUAGUGACAGUGCAUCUGACAGUGAUGAGAGUCACAGCAAGAGCAAGUCUGGUAAUAGUAACAAUGGAAGUGACAAUGAGAGUGACAGUGAAGGCAGUGACAGUAAUCAUUCAACCAGUGAUGAUUAG
Ailuropoda melanoleuca (giant panda) is the source of this 4011-nucleotide messenger RNA. It is a transcript of the gene DSPP, whose product is annotated as dentin sialophosphoprotein. The record is from RefSeq and is a predicted model, not a curated record. NCBI's taxonomy places the organism in Eukaryota, Metazoa, Chordata, Mammalia, Carnivora, Ursidae. Gene Ontology annotation, biological process: dentinogenesis; odontoblast differentiation. Gene Ontology annotation, cellular component: nucleus; cytoplasm. The transcript is spliced from 7 exons. The coding region runs from base 1 to 4011 and encodes 1336 amino acids. Gene Ontology annotation, molecular function: collagen binding.